AUGCCGUCCCCAGAGGAGGCAUCCACUUCCAGCUCUCCGGAGCCUCAGGCCAUCGCAGCCGCUCCCCCGACCUUCAAGUCUCUGGGGCUCAUCGACCCGCUGCUCGAAGCCCUCGAGCAGAUGAAGUACAAAGCCCCGACAGACAUCCAAGCUGAGGCCCUUCCACAUGCUCUCCAGGGCCGCGACAUCAUCGGCGUGGCCUCCACCGGAUCCGGCAAGACCGCCGCCUUCGCGCUCCCCAUCCUGCAGAAGCUCUGGGAGGACCCGAAGGGCCUAUUCGCCUGUGUGAUUGCGCCCACACGCGAGCUCGCGUUCCAGAUCACGCAGCAGUUUGAGAGCAUUGGGAGCGCGAUGGGUGUACGUUGCGCGACUAUCAUCGGAGGGGUGGAUAUACAGUCGCAAAAGAUCGCGCUCGCGAAGAAGCCGCAUGUUAUUGUUGCGACCCCCGGACGGCUGUUGGAGCAUCUGGAGGAGACGAAGGGGUUCAGCCUACGGAGUUUGAAGUUCUUGGUGCUAGACGAAGCCGACAGGCUACUAGACAUGGAUUUUGGGCCUAUACUGGACAAAAUCCUCAAGCUCAUCCCCAAGGAGCGGACUACAUACCUCUUCUCUGCGACGAUGACAACAAAAGUUGCUAAGCUCCAACGAGCGAGCUUGUCCAACCCGGUCCGUGUAGAAGUGAACUCGAAGUACUCGACUGUUUCUACACUGCUGCAAUACUACCUCCUCAUGCCGCUACCGCAAAAGGAUGUACAUCUCAUUUACUUGGCCAACACGCUCGCGCAAAACUCCAUGAUCAUCUUCACCCGCACAGUCCACGAUGCGCAGCGGCUAUCUAUCAUGCUGCGUUCACUGGGAUUCCCCGCCAUCCCGCUGCAUGGCCAACUGAGUCAGAGUGCACGAUUGGGCGCACUUGGCAAGUUCAAGGCAGGCGGUCGAUCUAUCCUCGUCGCGACUGACGUCGCGAGCCGAGGUCUCGAUAUACCUUCCGUAGACAUCGUCAUCAAUUACGACAUCCCCACCCAUUCCAAAGACUACAUCCACCGCGUCGGCCGCACAGCGCGUGCAGGCCGAUCCGGCAAGUCCAUCACGCUCGUCACGCAGUAUGAUGUGGAGCUCGUUCUCCGCAUCGAGCAGGUCAUCGAGAAGAAGAUGGAACUCUGGCCAGUCGACAAGGACGAGGUUGCGCUCCUGCGCGAGCGCGUGGACGAGGCAGGGCGGCUCGCUGCAACGGAGCUAAAGGAGCAGGGGAUCAAGGGCGGGCAUGGGAAGAAGCGCAAGCGGGGCAGGGAGGAGGGAGGGGGCAAGGACGAUAUGGAUCGGGACGACGAUGUGGUGGAGGCCGGCAUACCGAAGAUGAACAAGAAGUCGAAGGGGCGGAGGUGA
Dichomitus squalens LYAD-421 SS1 is the source of this 1386-nucleotide messenger RNA. RefSeq names its product DEAD-domain-containing protein. Lineage: Eukaryota; Fungi; Basidiomycota; Agaricomycetes; Polyporales; Polyporaceae. Gene Ontology annotation, molecular function: nucleic acid binding; ATP binding; RNA helicase activity. The transcript is spliced from 5 exons. The record is from RefSeq and is a predicted model, not a curated record. The coding region runs from base 1 to 1386 and encodes 461 amino acids.